Eruca vesicaria subsp. sativa (arugula) is the source of this 656-nucleotide messenger RNA. NCBI's taxonomy places the organism in Eukaryota, Viridiplantae, Streptophyta, Magnoliopsida, Brassicales, Brassicaceae. The record is from the annotation of a GenBank genome assembly.
UUUUUCUAUCUCUACAAACAACGAAAGAAGUUUGAAAGAGAGAUCGAUGGCAGCUCUUAAGACAAUGCAAGCUCUGAUCUUUCUUGGUCUAUUGGCCACGUCCUGUAUGGCUCAAGCUCCGGCUCCAGCACCCAUCAUGGUUCUCCCACCGGUUGAGUCUCCUGCUAUGACACCAACCGCUUCACCACCCUCUCCGGUACCGGUUGCUUCACCACCCUCUCCGGUACCCGUUGCUUCACCACCGGUUAUGGUUCCCGAGCCAACUCCAGCUCCAGCGACUCCUCCCCCCGUCUAUUCACCGACUAAGUCUCCAAAAACUUCCCCUGUCGCUUCUCCCCCGAAAGCUAUGGCUCCAGUCCCAUCUGCCUCAACACCAACACCAACCCCAUCACCGUCACCAGCUCCGGCUCCUGAAGCUGAAGGACCAGUUGCUGACUCAGCAUUGACUAACAAAGCUUUCCUCGUGAGCACCGUCAUUGCCGGAGCCUUGUACGCGGUCGUUUUGGCUUAGGAAAGCCUUGAGUAUAUUAUUCUCUUUCUCUAUAUAUCCUUUGUUUGUUCUUAUCAAUAUGAUUUGUUUGUCGAGUUUCUCUCUUUUCUCUAAUACAUUUUGUGUUUAUUCCUCUUUGUUGGUGUCUAUGUUUUUUUUUUUUUUU